Papaver somniferum (opium poppy) is the source of this 3623-nucleotide messenger RNA. Its product is annotated as probable LRR receptor-like serine/threonine-protein kinase IRK. The transcript is spliced from 2 exons. The record is from RefSeq and is a predicted model, not a curated record. Bases 265 to 3204 code for a protein of 979 amino acids. Gene Ontology annotation, biological process: protein phosphorylation. NCBI's taxonomy places the organism in Eukaryota, Viridiplantae, Streptophyta, Magnoliopsida, Ranunculales, Papaveraceae. Gene Ontology annotation, molecular function: protein binding; ATP binding; protein kinase activity.
CCAUUUUUUCCAGUAGAGAGAGAGACCAGACCAGAGAGAUUCAGACAGUAGAGAGAGACUAGUGGGGAAGGAGUGAAAUUCAAAGCUCACACUUUAAUGGUGUUCAACCCCUCAUUCAAUUUUCACCUCUAACUUCAUCAUUUCAUCAACUAAUCUUCCAUCUUCGGUCUUCUCCCGGUAACAUUCCGGCCAAAAAAAGCUUCAAAAUCAGUCAAAUCUACUUCCUUUCUGUCUACUAAUGAAACCCUAAACUCAGUUUCAAAAAUGAGGAAGUGGGUCAGUUUCUUUCUUCCAGUUACUGCAACUUUUCAUCUUCUUCUUGUUCUUCUAUUUGUCUCAUCAGUUAGAUCAUAUGUUCCACCAUUGAACGAUGAUGUUUUGGGAUUAAUUGUAUUCAAAGCUGAUCUUGUUGAUCCAACAGGCAAGUUAUCAUCAUGGAAUGAAGAUGAUGAUACCCCAUGUAACAACUGGGUUGGUAUAACAUGUAACCCUAGAAACAAUCGUGUCUCAGAUGUCAUUCUUGACGGAUUCUCACUUUCCGGCAAGAUUGGUCGUGGUCUUCUCAGAUUACAGUUCUUAAGAAGAUUAUCUUUAUCAAAAAACAACUUCACUGGUAGUAUUAAUCCUGGUUUAGCUGGUUUGGAGAAUUUGAGAGUGAUUGAUUUCAGUGAGAAUGGACUCACUGGAUCCAUCCCAGAUGAGUUCUUCAAGAAAUGUGAGUACUUGAGAGCUGUUUCAUUUGCUAAGAACAAGCUUACAGGUGAGAUUCCUAAGAGUUUGAGUACUUGUUCUACACUUGCUGCUGUUAAUUUCAGUUCUAAUCAGUUGUCUGGGGUGUUGCCGAAAGAGAUCUGGGGUUUGAAUGGCGUUAGGUCUAUCGAUUUUUCUGAUAAUUUACUUGUUGGUGAGAUACCGGAUGGGAUUGAGAAGGCUUUUAAUUUGAGAGCUGUUAGUUUAGGGAGGAAUAAGUUGAAUGGGGUGAUUCCGGUGGGGAUUGGUGGGUGUGCUUUGCUGAAAGUGAUUGAUUUCAGUGAGAAUUUGUUGACCGGGGGAAUGCCGGAUUCGAUGAGGAAGUUGUCUUUGUGUAAUUAUGUUGAUUUACAUGGGAAUAAGUUGGAGGGUGAAGUUCCUGAUUGGAUUGGUGAAAUGAGUAGCUUACAGACUUUGGAUCUCUCUGGAAAUGCAUUUACCGGAGGGAUACCGGAGUCAAUGGGGAAGCUUCAGGCGCUGAAGGUGCUGCAUUUGUCUCAGAAUGGUUUUAAUGGUGGGUUUCCGGAGUCGUUGAGUAAGCUGACGAGUCUGUUGGAGUUGGAUUUGAGCCGGAAUUCGUUGACGGAUAUACUUCCAGUGUGGAUAUUUGGGUUGGGUUUGCAGAAGGUUUUGUUGUCUGAGAACAAACUGAGUGGAGAGUUGGAAUCUCCGGGGGUGUCGCUGGAGGGAUCGUAUCAGAAGCUUCAAGUCUUGGAUUUGUCGGACAAUGGGUUUACCGGUGGCGUUCCAUCUAAUAUUGGGGUUUUCAGUGGUUUGGAGAUGUUGAACUUGUCGAAGAACUCUCUGGAUGGAGUUAUUCCAGUGAGUGUUGGUGAGCUGAAGAAGGUUGGUGUUCUUGAUUUCAGUGAUAAUCAACUUAAUGCUAGCAUUCCUUCUGAAAUCGGAGGUGCAGUUGCUUUGAGGGAGUUGAGGCUGGAGAAGAAUUCCUUGUCUGGGAAAAUUCCUUCCCAUAUCGAAAAGUGUUCAUCGCUAACCACCCUAAUAUUGUCACAGAACAAACUUGAAGGUCCAAUUCCUGCAACCUUGGGUAACCUCUCCAACCUCCAGAAUGUAGACUUAUCUUUAAACAGCCUAACAGGAGCCUUGCCUAAGCAGCUUGCCAAUCUUCCUCACCUCCUGUCCUUCAAUAUCUCCCACAAUCAACUCCAAGGUGAUCUACCUGCUGGUGGAUUCUUCAAUACCAUUUCCCUUUCCUCUGUUUCGGGUAACCCGGCCCUGUGUGGUUCUGUAGUUGACCGCCCUUGCCCUGCUGUCCUUCCAAAACCCAUUGUUCUCAAUCCUAACUCUUCUUCUGAUGUGGCUGAACCCGGUUCUUUGUCCCCAAACAUGCGUCACAAAAAGAUCAUUCUGAGCAUUUCUGCGUUAAUUGCGAUUGGUGCAGCUGUUGUCAUUGCCCUUGGUGUAGUCGCUGUUACACUUCUAAAUAUCCACGCUCGAUCCACAUCAUCUCGUUCUGCUGCAGCCCUUGCAUUAUCAGCGGGCGAUGACUACAGCCGUUCCCCCACUACUGAUGCCAACUCUGGCAAGCUUGUCAUGUUCUCAGGUGACCCAGACUUCAGUGCUGGGGCCCAUGCAUUGCUCAAUAAGGAUUGUGAGCUUGGCCGUGGAGGGUUCGGAGCUGUUUACAGGACUGUCCUCCGGGAUGGACGGCCAGUUGCCAUAAAGAAGCUCACUGUCUCAAGCCUUGUGAAGUCCCAAGAUGAUUUUGAGAGGGAAGUCAAGAAGCUGGGAAAAAUCCGUCAUGAAAAUCUUGUGGCGCUUGAAGGGUAUUACUGGACUCCAUCGUUGCAACUCCUCAUUUCCGAGUUUGUCUCAGGAGGAAGUCUAUAUAAGCAGCUUCAUGAAGGACCGGGAGGAAAUGUUCUGUCAUGGCAUGAUAGAUUCAACAUAAUUCUUGGGACUGCAAAGAGUUUAGCACAUCUGCACCAGCUGGACAUAAUCCACUACAAUCUGAAAUCUAGUAAUGUUCUAAUAGACAGCAAUGGUGAGCCAAAAGUUGGAGAUUUCGGGUUGGCAAGAUUACUUCCAAUGCUAGAUCGUUAUGUUCUCAGCAGCAAGAUUCAGAGUGCACUUGGAUACAUGGCACCUGAAUUCGCAUGCCGCACAGUAAAAAUCACUGAAAAGUGUGAUGUGUAUGGGUUUGGAGUUUUGGUACUAGAGGUGGUGACAGGAAAGCGGCCAGUGGAGUAUAUGGAGGAUGAUGUGGUUGUGCUCUGUGAUAUGGUCAGGGGAGCAUUAGAAGAAGGGAAAGUAGAAGAAUGUGUGGACACAAGGUUAUUAGGGAACUUCCCGGCUGAGGAAGCUAUCCCUGUGAUGAAACUAGGCCUCAUAUGUACAUCUCAGGUACCUUCAAAUAGGCCUGACAUGGGAGAAGUGGUUAACAUAUUGGAGCUGAUCAGAUGCCCUUCAGAAGGUCAAGAGGAGUUGGAAUGAAACAAAAUGAAGCUGUUAUAGUUUUUAAACAGGAAAGGAAGGAGGAAGAAGAAUCAAGAUAGAUAACAAGAUAUGAUAUCAAGAAGCACAAAUAUCAUUUUACUGAAGUUUUUCCGGCGAAGAGGAAUCCGGUUUGUUUGUCCAAUUUACAAAAAAAAAGUAGAGAAAAGAAGAAGCAGAGCAGUAAUAUCUCUAGUGUUGUGUAAGUUUUAAUCUUUUGGUUUUUAGUCUUUUUGGUUUUUGGUAGUUUUUGUGUAUCUUGCUUUGUUAUUUCUUCUUGGUCUCCUAUUCCACUGUGUCUGUCUGUCUGUAACUGGUUAACGACGACGACCGAUACAUUUGCCGGAUUCCUAUUCACCGGGUUCCAAUUUGGGAUCAUAAUAUUAUUGCAGGAUAACUUCCUCAUUAUCUGUUUUUCA